GCCGCUCCGGAUCACUGCGCUGCUGCUGCUGCUGCUCCUCCUCCUCCUCCUCCUCCUCCUCCUCUCUGUCCGUCUGUCUGUCCGUCUGUCUGUCCGUCUAUUUAUUCGCUUUUUUUCUCUCAGAAAUUUUCAUCGGAAAGCUCGCAGACUUCAGGGCGCAGAGGACUGGGACCGAGCACCUACAGCCACGUCCAUCCACUGGUCAGAACAGAGAGAGCCAAGAUGUCCCUGAAAGUCCAGACCAGCAACAUCACCAAUAAAAACGACCCCAAGUCCCUCAACUCACGCGUGUUUAUCGGGAACCUGAACACAGCCGUCGUGGCCAAGAGUGACGUCGAGACCAUCUUCUCCAAAUACGGCCGCGUGUUGGGCUGCUCCGUCCACAAAGGAUACGCCUUCGUCCAGUAUGCUAAUGAGAGACACGCCCGCGGGGCCGUCAUCGGAGAGAACGGACGUGUACUGGCCGGACAGACACUCGAUAUCAACAUGGCAGGUGAGCCCAAACCCAACAGGCCUAAAGGGCUGAAGAGAACAGCAGCAGCACUGUACAGCGGUUAUGACUUUGACUAUGAUUACUACAGAGAGGAUUUCUACGACAGACUGUUUGAGUGCAGAGGCCGAGUAUCACCAGUGCCCAGAGCUGUGCCCAUAAAGCGCCCCCGUGUGGCCGUGCCUGUGAUGCGCAGGGUGAAGUCGUUACCUGUCAAACUCCUGAGCAGAUCAACCAUCCUGCCCAACAGCUCAGCCAAGCACAAAUCAGUAAAAUCCAACGAACUGCAAGCUAUCAAAUCAGAACUCACGCAGAUCAAGUCCAACAUUGAUGCACUGCUAGGAAGACUCGACCAGAUCACAGAGGACAAAUACUGCACAGCAGAUCUGCGGAAGGUGGAGGGGAGCAAGACUGGAGUAUCUCCUGAUGAAUCGUGCUCCGAGUCAGAGGAGCUGGCAGAAGAUCAGAACCACAGCGAUGUGGAGGAGGGAGAGGACAACACACAGGAGGACUGUGACGAGGACCUGGAAAACAACCCCUGUUCAGAAUCAGACCCCAUCCUUCAAUAAAAGUGGGCAGCGGCAGAAAGCUGGAUAACGGUCGACUGGAAGCUGUUUUAAUGCCGCAGACUCAGCGGGAAGACACUUAAACCAGAGGAGCGCAAUGAAAUCUCCAACAUCAGCUGUCAACCCGGCGGACAGCUCAACUAGCUCUCCGAGGAGAAGGUGGAGAGGUGAGCCCCCCCACACCUCCCAAAAACCAGGAACACAUAAAGCCCAGCAGCUCCUGACUGACAAGCAAAAAAAACACAAAAAGCAACAAGACGAAUUUCACAGACGUCCCGCAAACGCCUCCCUACAGGACACUCUAAACUUUUCAACAUGUAAAAAGGACUUUUUUCCUUUCUUUCUUUCUUUCUUUCUUUCUUUUUUACCGCUUAUAUGAAUGAGCCAUCCCCCCCACUCCCCACUCCCACCUUUACUUCCUUACUUCUCCUGUUGUGUCUUUUGUGCAUCUAUUUUUGCUUUAUUUAUAUGAUGAUUAUCUGAAGAAAAAACAAUGUUUGGUUACAUUUCCUUUUGCAUCAGCUUGCACUUUCAAGGCUGCAAGAGGUAUUUACAGACAUGAAUAAACUCUGAUCACUUGUGAA
Pygocentrus nattereri (red-bellied piranha) is the source of this 1640-nucleotide messenger RNA. RefSeq names its product RALY heterogeneous nuclear ribonucleoprotein (gene raly). Gene Ontology annotation, molecular function: RNA binding. NCBI's taxonomy places the organism in Eukaryota, Metazoa, Chordata, Actinopteri, Characiformes, Serrasalmidae. The record is from RefSeq and is a predicted model, not a curated record. The transcript is spliced from 10 exons. Gene Ontology annotation, cellular component: nucleus. Bases 223 to 1059 code for a protein of 278 amino acids.